AUGGCUAGAGAACAUAUACCACAAGAGAUAGUGAUGAAAAUCUUUGUUAGGCUCCCCGUAAAAUCUGUGCUGCGAUUCAGAACCUUAAGCAAAUCCUACAAUGCUCUCACUAGAGAAACCAGUUUCAUCACUGAACAUCUUUCUCACUCCAUUGAAAAGGCAAAAAGCAAGCCUAACUUUCUGACGUUUCACCAAACAAACAAGUUUUUCAUUUCAUUGGUCUCUAAGGAUGAACAAUUAAUACCCCAUGCAAUUGAUCUGAAGCCACCAUUCAUCUUCAUACACAAUGUAAACAAUAUCACAGCCCAUGCUCAUUCCAAUGGCAUUUUCUACCUUGAAUUGUUGGGUGGUGUUCCCCACAACCCCAAUCCAAAGAUUCUCUGGAAUCCAGCCACAAGAGAGGUAAAGUUUCUUCCUUUCCCUCCUCCAACGAGACAUGCACACAACACUUUCUUCCAUGUGGCACACGGGUUCGGCUUUGAUCCCAAAACAAACGACUACAAGGUUGUGAACAUUGUAGUGGGUGCAUAUUUUUUCUUGAAGGAAUAUGAAAAGCUCAGUGUUCAAGUAUACAGUCUUCGUUCCGAUUCAUGGAAAAAGAUUAAUGUUGGUGUCCUUGCUAAAUACAUAGCUAAGUCCAUGUUUAAUGCUUAUCUGAAUGGAGCUUAUCAUUGGUUAGCUGAAUCUGAUAAUGUUGAAUUUGUGCUAUGUUUUGACAUGAGUGAUGAUGUGUUUUGGAAAAUGAACCUUCCCCAAGUUAUAUCUCAGGAGGAGAACAACAAAUUUUACAUUAGGCAUUCAAAUAUUGUUGUUUUGAAUGAUCGUGUUGGUUAUGUUAGGGAGUACAUGCGUUCUGAGUUUCGUUUUGAGAUUUGGAUGAUGAAUGAAUAUGGCGUGGAAGGUUCUUGGGUGAGAAUGUUUAACCUUGCCCGUGGACCUUGUCCUGAAAUUCUUUUGGAGUUCUGGAAUAAAGACGAUGAAGAUAUUUUUGUACUAGGAGGAGAUGAGUAUCAACCGUUGGUUUUGCACAAGAUUGGUAAACAAGAGGUGGUGAAAGAGUUUCCUCUUCGCUUAGGAAUUGAGAAUCGUGCUUUUAAAUAUGUGGAAAGUCUUGUUCCUCUAUCUGGUUUGGUUCAUGAGGAAGCUUGA
Lotus japonicus is the source of this 1149-nucleotide messenger RNA. Its product is annotated as F-box/kelch-repeat protein At3g06240-like. The transcript has a single exon. Gene Ontology annotation, molecular function: protein binding. Lineage: Eukaryota; Viridiplantae; Streptophyta; Magnoliopsida; Fabales; Fabaceae. The record is from RefSeq and is a predicted model, not a curated record. Bases 1 to 1149 code for a protein of 382 amino acids.